GGUGACACCACCCGAAGUCCAGGGGAAAAAAAAAAAGUAUAAAAAAAAGUAUAAAACAAGAAAAAUCGACCCGGUUUCGUCUCCCCUCCGUUUUUCCCCGCGAUGGAAGUUUUCCGAUGCUCCCUCACCCGCCCGGAAGCGUCGCGGCGGAGCCCUUUGGUGGCUUCACCCGCGCGCGGUGCCGCCCCCCUCCCCCGCCGGCGGGAAACAUGGCCGCGCGCCGCUCGUUCCUGUCCUGCGCCUGCUUCUUCACCGACAACAUCUUCGUGGGGCGCUACGGGCUGCACGUUCGGUACCGGGACGAGGAGCAGCUCCGCCGCGACCACGGGCGGGCGCUGCAGGAGCGAGGAUGCAGGAGCGAGGAGGCGUUCGCGGCCGCCGUGCGGGAGAUUGAGGCAGAAGUGGAGAGAAGAAAACAAUUAAUUCAUCAGUCAGUGGAACGCAAAGCCAUCAUCUUAAAGAGCUACAAACGAAAACACCCAGAAGUGUACCUUCUGCAGGAAUCAUUCCUGGCCCCAGAGUUUCUAGAAAUCGUGAGAUACUGCAGGUCUCCGGAUGCUCAUCUCCACGGCCUCCUGUGCUACAUCGAAUCCUUCUCAGAUAAGAGGAUCUAUCGACUCCCAGUGUUCACAGAGGAGUUCUGCCAGGCCUUUGUGGAUGAGCUGGAGAACUUUGAGCAGUCAGAUAUGCCUAAAGGCAGGCCCAACACUAUGAAUAACUAUGGGGUUUUGCUAAAUGAGCUUGGAAUGGAUGAAACUUUCAUCACACCCCUGCGUGAAAAAUACCUGCAGCCCAUAACGGCACUGCUUUAUCCUGACUUGGGAGGCACUUGUCUGGACAGCCAUAGAGCAUUUGUUGUCAAGUACUCACUACACGAAGAUCUGGAUUUGAGCUCUCACUAUGACAAUGCAGAAGUCACCUUAAACGUUUCUUUGGGAAAAGACUUCACAGAAGGCAACUUGUACUUUGGGGAUUUUAACCAGGAUCCUAGCCCUGUGCCAAAGUAUGUAGAGAUUGAACACGUGGGAGCUCAGGGGCUGUUACACCGAGGAGGGCAAAUCCACGGUGCGCUUCCCAUUGCCUCUGGGGAACGCUGGAACCUCAUUAUUUGGAUGCGAUCAUCUGCCAUCCGCAACCAGCUCUGCCCCAUGUGCAACAAGAAACCUGAGCUGGUGGAAGCAGAGGGGUUCGGUGAUGGGUUCACAGAAACCCUUGAAGAUGAUGUGCCUGAGACUGUGAACCUCUGUUCUUUGUGGUAGCAGACAGCAGGGCCCGAUGACUCCAGACCAAGUUGCCUAAAGCUCCUUUCUGACCUUUCAGGCUGCACUGAUGGAUGGAUGGAUGGAUGGAUGGAUGGAUGCACAGGUCAUAUAAGAAGUAGCUCUUGCCUUGGAAAGUGAUGCAAACCCAAUCCUGCUGGGGGGAGGGAAGCCAACUGCUUUGGCAGUUGAAUUCAGAGCUCGUACUCGGGCUCAUCGGCACUCACGCUUGUGCUGGAGAGCUGAGGGACUGCUUGGAAGAUGUAGAAAAACCUCAACACUUUGAUUUACUGCAAAGCCUCUAAAUAUUUACAGGUGUACGGAGGAAACACCCAAAGCUGCUUGGCCAUUGUGAAGACCACUGUGCCAACGGCAGCAUCGUGGGUCCUGCUGUAAACUGAAAAGAAUGGCACAAUAAAGCUUUGCACUUACUACCUCUCUGCUGUUCGUGGGGGGUCCUGUCCUCUGCCAAGGGAAAGAGCUUUUGUGUUUCUGCUUAACAGUGGAGGAGCUGCUCAAAAGCGAGAUACAGGUGAUUCACAACAAGCUGCUGGGAAUGGCUUGGAAUCCUUGUCACUGGAGUCUUACCUUAACCCAGGCUCAGAAAAAACUCAUCAGGAGCAAUACAGGGAGAGCUGAUCCUGCCAGGUGGAUCUCUGGAGGCUUUUAUGAGCAGAAAAUUCCCUUUCAGAGAUUCUGUGAACCUUAUUAACCAAGCAGAAACUGGGUUCAGCGACAAAGCUCUGGGAGCCACCUGCAACAUUGCAAAACUUGCCGGCGGAAGGCAAAGAGCGUGUAUUUAACCUCCCUCCCUCCCUUUAGUUCUGUGAGCAGGUGAAAAUCUGAAAUAUCCGUCUGAGCCUGGGGCUUCCGAGCGUGGCACCAGGGUCCCCCGACAAGCAAUCGGAGGGAUUCCGCGUGUUGCUGCCAGCUGGAAUCACAGACCCUCCCACCCACAAAACCAAUUAAAGCAGCCAAACGGGUCUUGACGUGGUGGCUGCAUUGGCUCUGCGGGAGGGUAACUGCGUGUUUGGUUGCGCACACGCUGUGUAGGGGCUGCGGUUCGUGCGCGGAGCCGCAGUGGGUACAGCACCCGCCGGGCUUGGGGCUGCGAUGCUGCCGGGAGCUUCUCCAUCAGCAAAACCAUCGCAUUUGCACCCCUGGCAAGAGCCAACGGGCUGGGAUCGUGGAAAUCAGACCUCGGCUCCUCAGCAGAAUAACG
Messenger RNA from Cuculus canorus (common cuckoo), 2481 nucleotides. RefSeq names its product 2-oxoglutarate and iron dependent oxygenase domain containing 2 (gene OGFOD2). The record is from RefSeq and is a predicted model, not a curated record. Gene Ontology annotation, molecular function: L-ascorbic acid binding; iron ion binding; oxidoreductase activity, acting on paired donors, with incorporation or reduction of molecular oxygen. The transcript is spliced from 7 exons. Bases 117 to 1259 code for a protein of 380 amino acids. Lineage: Eukaryota; Metazoa; Chordata; Aves; Cuculiformes; Cuculidae.